This is a messenger RNA of Didymodactylos carnosus, 363 nucleotides long. The record is from the annotation of a GenBank genome assembly. NCBI's taxonomy places the organism in Eukaryota, Metazoa, Rotifera, Eurotatoria, Philodinida, Philodinidae.
AUGACUGACCAAUGGCAAGAAUCAUUAUUUGGAUGUUUUGAUGAUACAAAAAUAUGUUUGUGUGGCUGGUGUUGUACACCAUGUCUGUUUGGCCAAAAUGUCGAACAAAUUGACGGCUCAAAUUGUGCGUUAAUGGGAUUAAUUUAUUGCUGUCUUGGUGGAUGUUAUUUAUGUGGUCUUUUUCAUCUACCUAAACGAAGAGCACUUAGAGAAAAAUAUAACCUUGUUGAAGAACCGGCUGAUAUUUUAGCAACAUGUUGUUGUGGACCAUGUGCCAUAUGUCAAGAAGCGAGAGAGUUGAACAAAAGAGGAGGUCAAGGUGGUGGAACUCGUCCAAUACAGACGCAACCACCUCGUCGUUAA